This is a messenger RNA of Anopheles maculipalpis, 1053 nucleotides long. RefSeq lists its product as uncharacterized. The transcript has 2 exons. NCBI's taxonomy places the organism in Eukaryota, Metazoa, Arthropoda, Insecta, Diptera, Culicidae. The record is from RefSeq and is a predicted model, not a curated record. Bases 36 to 1025 code for a protein of 329 amino acids.
ACAACGUUUGGAAUUGUAACACUGAUUACGACGCUAUGGGAUCGCUGAGCAGCAAAAUUUCUCCAUCCAGCGAAAACAUACUGGAUACGAGCAGCGAUUCAAAUCCAGAUCCCCGUUCGCCUACACUCUUCAUCAACAGAAGCCCCAUCAGUCAAGAGCAUGCUGGUGUAUCGCGUGCAUCGAUCACAAAAGUGAAAGAUCUCACAUCGGUACUCGCGGAACCGUCCGCGAACGUUCUCCAGACGCCGUGCAAUCUGUUGCCGAAGCGUUUCCAAUCCAUCGUUGAUCCACGUUCGCCCAGCACCUUUAACAGAACUCCGCUAGUCGUGCAACCGGAAGAGAUUUCCGAUUGCUCUUUGACCAAUGUGGUAUCAUCGCUACAGUACGAUGAAAGCACCAUCAAUGCACCGGACGUGGAGGAACAUCUGGAUGCAUCGUUCAAAGAUUGUAACACUCAGCUGCCGGAUUUAUGCAAUCUUCAAAUCGAGUACGAUGAAACGGCACCGAUCAUUGAUGCACCAAACGCGAAAGAGAUGACCAUAUUCGAGGACGCCGAAGUUAUACCCUUCACAGGUAACGAUCCCCGUUCCCCUUCGAUUGCUAUUGCCCGAACGCCAAUGGUAUUGGUUAAGCAUGACGAUGGUGAUGAGGAGCAAAAGGCAACGAAACAAAACAACGCACUGCAGGUAGCGGAUUUGCAAGCACUCGAAGGCGACGCCAAAGCGAAGGUUGAAAAGCAACAGCGCACCCCACAGCAGGACAACUCGGGUCGGGGUGAGCAAACACCGAAAAAGGAUAAGUUGACACCAGCGGCUCUAAGGGCGGGCAAUCGUACACCGUUGGGAUGCAUGACCAACAUCGGUACGGUAUCGAACAACAUACGAAAGCUGGCAUUGGCUGGACAGAUCAAGCAGAGCAUUAUUGUUGCGGACGAGCAAAAGUUGCUACCCCGCAGCAAUGAAAUCGCGAACAGUGCGGAAAAACAAAUCAAUCGUUCGCGCAUUCCUAAGCUAAGAAUGUCGUAAAGGAGAGCAUUUCGUCAAUAUUUUUAAU